GACGCACUACCAACUGGAUUGUCAAGUCUGCUACAUCAGUAACAGCAGCAUCAGAAGUUUUUGAUUUUCGUCUAGACUUUCUGACACACAGGUGUCCACAACAAGUAUGUGAAGAAAUCAGGGGUGGAGAGAACAGGCACCAGGCAACUUUACAGAAUCUUAGUAUGUUAAGCUGAAGUCUAAUAGGGAAGAACACGAAAUGCAUCGCUACAAUGAAUGCUGAUCUUUGAAACUAGAAUGACUCAGAAAAUGGAGUUUCCACGUAGAGUUGAGGAGUGGACAAAAGAGCAAGUUCACCAAUGGCUGUCUGAAGAACUCAAAGUAGACCAAACAUGGGCUGACAAACUGUAUGAGGAGGAAGUAUCAGGAAAAGAAUUAGUUUGCUACAAACCACGAGAUUUAUGUGAAUUAGGAAUUAAGCAUGGUCCAGCUGUAAGAAUCAUAAACACCUUAGAGGAUUUAGUAAAGUCUCAAGAGAACAAGUCAGGGACAGACAUUUCUCAAACACAAUCACAUUCAGAGUCUCCUAGAUGUUCAAGAAUAAAGCAUACCGAGACAAAGCCAGACACAUCCUCAAUGAAAACUGCUGUAUCAAAGAAUCAAAAGAAAUCACAAAAAAAAAAAAAUAAAGGAACUAUGCAGAAAGAUUUAUCCAAUCCUGAUACUUGCACAACUUCAGCACACAGAAGCAGUGCAAAUGAAGCAUCUUCGAGAAAUACAACUAUUCAAACAAGAGAAUUACAAGUGGAAGAAACCCUGUGCAAUAUAACUAAAACACAGACAACAGAAAUGUGCACAACAAUGACUUCACAAGGAGCAAAGAAUAAGGAAGAAAGUAAGGCAAAUGUUCCCUCUAGUAAUGUCCCUGCUCAGGUUCCAGAGACAUACCCCACAGCAGAAUCAAGAGAUGACUUUAAAAUAAAAGUCUCAAAUGCAGGAAAAGUAUCAGGAAUGAAAAUGGAUGAGAAGAAGCAAGGAAAAUCAAAACACCUAUGUAGUUUCUAUCCAUUUGACCAGCAGUCUGUCUCUCACAGAUAUAUUGAAAACUAUAUUUUACCACCAGAGUCAGGACCAAGUAAUCUAGUUGACCCAGUACAUGAAUACAAGUUUCUGGGAAGAGCAGAAGACAUUGACAUCAUGAAGAAAAAAAUCAACAAAGAGGUUUUUCGGUUUGCAGCAGGAUGCCUGAAUAGGAGGACAAACGGAACCAUCCAUUUUGGUGUAGCUGACUCCAAAGACUCUACAUAUUGCCAUGGUGAGAUUGUUGGGGUCAGUGUCAAUGAAAAUGAUGUCAUCAUUGAUCAUUUUAAUCAGGGCAUCAACCGGUACUUUGAAGACAAAGCUGACGAUGCAAAAAGGUGUAUCAGACAACCCCGCUUUGUGGAAGUGUUGAGCAGUGACAGCACCUCAUCCAGUAAAUAUGUCAUAGAGGUGGACGUUGUCCCAAGUUACAGCAUAGUUCAUGGUAAAAUAUAUUAUACCCAGACUCUGGAUGAAGAUAAUGAAUGGAGGAAAAGUAAAGGAAAAUCACUGUUUAUUAGGGAUGGAGCAGCAACCAGAGACAUAUGUAAAAUUGGGAACCCCAGAGAUUUGCAAGUUGAAUUAGCUAAAGUGAAUACAGACCUGAAUGUUCUAGACACAUUGAGAAAGGAGGCAGAAAAGAAGCCUGAAAGCAAAAGAAAAUUAAAUCAGGGAGAAAAGUUAAAGAAUCUGUUGACAUGUGGAGGUGGUACUCUGGAUCAUUAUGAUUACUACAUAAUUGUAAUGAACAAAAGCCACUCUGACCAACUGCAAAAUCUAAAGUUUCUGACUGCAUGGAAAUUAUUCUGUGUGUUAGACUUUGAUCCAGAUUCAGUGAAAAACGGAUCCUGUCACAGCUACAGAAAAAACAGAAUUGCAAAUCUUCACAGCCCAGGACAGUUUCAUGGGGAUCCAGGAUCAUUAAUACAAAAACUAAACUUGUACCAACAAACCAGCUGGGUGUUCUGCAAUGGAAGAGUGGACAUUGAUAAAGAAUCUGAUAAACCACUGCCUCCUAGUGAGUGGUUAAUACACAGAGCUGGUGAAGUGCAAGACAUGAUUUCCUUCCUCUGCCAUCCAGAUACUCUUCCAAGAGGGAGAUUCUUGGUCAUCUUCCUCCUUCUCUCUGUUGUUGAAGGCAUGAAUGAUCCAAUUUUUGACACUUUCAUGUCAUUUUACAAGAAUCUCGGGGGAACACAGAACAUCAUAAGCAUAUGCACAUCAGACAGUGCAUUUCAGAAAUGGAAAGACUUCAUCCAAAUCAGAACAGAACUUGACAUCAAUGGUCAAAGCAUCUAUGAAUUAGAACUCAGUGAAAUCAAUGGAACAAUUCUUGAACAACACAACCAGACAAAAGACAGACUUUUACCUUCUGUUGAUCGAAGCUCAGUGGUUCUAACACAAAUAGAUGAGGAUUCAAUGCCUGCUCUGGAAAUUCUGUGCCAGAACCAGUGUGAAAAUGUGUAUGAUGAGGAAAGUGAAGAAUUUGUAAACUUUAGGAUCAAAACAGAGGCAGAGUUCUACCGGGGUGACAAAGUAAAAUGGUGGAACUUUUACUUUUCAGAUAAAACUCCAACAAAACCUUUCAUUCAGCGUGACAAAUACACCCACGUUAAGAACAUGAUCAGAUCCCAAACCAAUGAGCCCACGAGUACAUGUGUCAUGGUGAAUCUUUUUCAUCACCCUGGAUGUGGUGGCACAACUUUAGCCAUGCAUGUGAUGUGGGAUCUGAGAAAAGAAUUCAGAUGUGCUGUACUAAGAGAUAACACAAUCUCAAAAACAGAAGUGGCACAACAAGUUAAUUACCUCAUAAAGUGCGGAAAAACAGAACGUUCACGUAAAACCCCGGUCUUGCUAUUGGUGGAAGACUCAGAAGAAACAGAGAACACACAAGAGUUGCAGCACUGUUUAAGGAAAAUCAUUGGUGAAAUGGACGCUUUUGUCGUCAUCUUGAACUGUGUACGUUCAAAAAGUCCAAAAGAAAAACACAAAACCAGUGUAACUGACAGCCAGUACAUCACUGCUGCUUUAUCAAAGGAUGAACAAAAUGCUUUUGAAGUAAAGCUUAAAGAACUUCAAGAAAUUCAUGACAAACCUGAGAACUUUUACAGUUUUAUGAUCAUGAAAAGUAACUUCAAUCAGGAAUAUGUGGCAAACGUUGCAUAUAACAUCUUAAGAGAUGUUGAUGUUGGAAGCAGAGAAGCCCAACUUCUCUCUAUCUUGGCAUUGCUUAACACAUAUGUGGCAGACUCAUCCAUUUCUGCGUCACUUUGUGAGGAUUUUCUUGGCAUUAAAAGAACACCCCACUGGAAAGAAUUUGUAAUGAAUAAAAUGGAGCCUUAUUCAUGCUUGUUAAUUGAGUUCCAAGUUGAAGAAUAUGGAGUGUACAAAGCUAUUCGCUUUGUUCAUCAACGUAUUGCAGCAGAGUGUGUCAAGGUAUUAGAGGAAAGGCACAACAGCCCAAGAGCUGACAUAAUCCUCAAUAUGCUGCACACUGACCUAUUUUUUGAAAGGGGAAUAGGCAAAGAUAACCUACUGCAGUCACUGAAGAGCAUGCUGAUCACACGGCAACGCAAGACAGAAGGUGAUGAGAAGGACACACUGUUUUCACCUUUGAUCGAAGACAUAAAAUCUGGAAAUGAUGGACCGAGAAAAAUUCAACACAUAUUAACUGAAGCAUCAAAGAGACUUUACAAAGACUUUACAAUCCCUCAAGCUUUAGCAAGGCACUACUAUCUCAAUGAAAGAAACUUCGACCUUGCAAAGGAAUGGGCAAACAAUGCUAAAACCAUCAAAGAAAAUUCGUACACUGUUGACACAGUUGGACAGGUCUCACGAAAUGAACUAAAACAUAAAAUGGAUAGCAAAAAGCAAAAACUUUACACGUCUGAUGAUUUGCAAGAAUUUCUUGAGCUAGCUAAAGCUGCAAUAAAAGCUUUCCAAAGAGCUCAAAUCUUGGCAAAGACAGACGACAAUGCUGAUAUUGAGGAGAGACGUCACUGGAAGCAAAACACCUACAAUAUAUCUGGAUACAUGAGUGAAAUUGACAUUGCUAUGACAGUCUUUGACAUUGUGAGGAGGCUUCCACUGUUUCCGGAGAAAGACGCCAUGAAAAAUGAGUACAUUAAGCAAUUUUUUGAAGGAAAGAUGCCACUGUCCUCAAUUCCCAUCGCUCAAACUGAUGCCAAUCAGAAACUUGUUGCUAUUCUGAAGGACUAUGAGCAAUUUCUUAUUUCCUUGAAGUCAUGUGUGGACAAAGCUUUUGAAUUCCUUGAAGUGUUCUUCACCUACACAAGAGAAAAAGGUGUGGUUGACAAAGAAAGGCAGAACAAAAACAGGAACUGGAUCUUUGAUCAUUAUAAAAACUACACCUCUUUGUUCUGUUCAUCAUCUGAGGAAAAACUGAGUAAACCCAAACUUAGCCUAAACAUGGAAAUAGAAGAAUGCAGGAUGUUCCUUAAAGAAAACAGAGCAAACUACUUCCCAAGAAUUCUCCAACUUUUGGAGGUCCGGAAAGAAAUGAUUGAACCAAUUGCUGAAAAACAUUCAUUCAUAUAUCAGAACUGUAAUGACAAAUCUCUUCAGGACAAGGCAAAUCAUUUGCUCACACACAUAAUCCUGAAAUUGAUCCAACCAAAAUCAAAAGUGGCAAAAUCCGAAAAAGAACUGACUGAUCUUUUGAAGGAAAUUUUACAAGAAGCUGGACUAUCGCAUCAGUAUCCAGAACCAUACUAUCUUGCACUGCUGUUGCUAUGGCCUGGAAAGAAACAGCCUGAUAAACAAAUAGCUACAUAUGUGGAAAAGAUAAGAAACGCAUCUCAAAAGCAACAUUCUCCCAUCUUGAGAAAUAGAGCCUCAAUUGCCCACUUAUAUUUGGGAAAAUCAGAUGGAUUAGACAGGUUGGUUUCUAAAACAGUCCUUGAUGGUUGUUUCAGUGAUAUUUCACGGCGAAAUAUUGUCUGGCAGAGCGGAGACAUCUUCAAGGAAAAGGCUAUUAAAGAGAAGCUUCUCAGAGUAAAUGGCAUUAUUGAGCAAAGACACCUGUACGCAGAGUAUGGCAAACUACAGAUCCCUGUCCGGCCUGCCUACCUUGGUGGAAUAAGAAGUGGGCACAGUACAGAGAAAGUGUCCUUCUAUGUAGGCUUCGCCAUUGAUGGACCGCUUGCUUAUGACAUUCAAUAUGAAGAUAGCUAGAUCAUCAAUAUAGGGCUUGCCAUCAAUGGACCUUGUUGAUGGAAGACACCUAGACCACAAACAAGACAAUCCUGUAUCUGUAAUUUCCUGUAUCUGUUGCACCAGUUAUUUUUUCCUAUGUAUCAAAAUAAUUUCUAUGUGAAAUCUGUAAAAUAUAUUGUUGAAAAAUGUAAACUUUGUUCUAGAAGAUAUCUGUGGUAAUUAGGAGAAGCCAAGAUAAGGGCAACCAACUGUUAAUUCUCUUCUCGCAGGACACACAUUUUUGUAUAAUAGAUGUUAUCAAAAUCUUUUCAUAUAGCUAUUUUGUGACUCACAAAGUGGUAAUAUUCACUUACAUGUAUUAUUGAUGCUGUUAUUUGGACUAAGUAGAAAUGUUUUUUGGAUACUUGUUUUUCUGUUUUCAGAAUAUGCAGUUUUGAUGCAACAAUGAAAACCUAACGAAGAAUCACACAUAAACUCUAUGCAGAAAAUACAGUAUGAAUACACAGUCUAACUCUAAACUGAAUUGAAAUCUACACAUGCUAAUCUGUAGAAUUCAUUUACCAAUGCACUGAAGUCCAAAUUUAGACAUUCUAUAUAUACUGUUAAAAAUGCAUAUAAAUA
Messenger RNA from Colossoma macropomum (tambaqui), 5817 nucleotides. Its product is annotated as sterile alpha motif domain-containing protein 9. Gene Ontology annotation, cellular component: cytoplasm. The transcript is spliced from 3 exons. Bases 217 to 5214 code for a protein of 1665 amino acids. NCBI's taxonomy places the organism in Eukaryota, Metazoa, Chordata, Actinopteri, Characiformes, Serrasalmidae. Gene Ontology annotation, molecular function: protein binding. The record is from RefSeq and is a predicted model, not a curated record.